CCGGAAAUGACGUUUCAGGCCGCUGGUCCUCCAGCAUGAAGUUGAGCCCUCCGUAAUUCUGUAUAUAUUUUUUAACUCACACAAAUUUUAUGCUACAUUUUUAGGAUGUCUUAAAUUCGAGUAAAGUUUUAUUGUGUACAUUUGAAAAUGUAAAAAUGUACGUGCUUCGAAAAUUCUUCGUCUCUUGAGCCUUCUCUUGCUUCCCUUGCAUGGCGCUGUGUGUAACCGUCUUGCGCCGCAGCUUUGCACCGAGUUUCUUGGCAACAACAGCUAUCAACUGUCAUCGUUUCUUCUUUCUGAAGACGUCAGCAAUCACACGCUUCACUUCAUCUUUAUAUCCAAAAGCCUCCAGAAUGAGCAAGAAGCUGCUGAUGGAUGUGGACUGUGGUGUGGAUGACGCGCAGGCCAUCAUGUUAGCACUAGCCGCCCCCAACGUGGACCUGCUGGGAGUGACGUGCGUGCAUGGAAACACCACAGUGGAGAACGUGUGCAGGAACACGCUGCGGGUUUUGCAAGCUUGUGAUCGGCUUGAGAUUCCAGUGUUUAAAGGUGCUGCCAAGCCCCUCCUUGGCAACACGAUGAACGCGAGCCACUUCCACGGGCUGGACGGCCUGGGAGACGCCCCUGACCCGAACGCUCCCAGCAUGGACCUGGUGCAGGACGAAGGCGCCGUGUCAGCUAUGAUCCGAAUUGUCAAUGAGAACCCUGGAGAGGUAUCGCUGGUUGCCACGGCGCCGCUCACCAACCUGGCUCUGGCCGUAAGGUUGGAGCCGUCUUUGCCGAGCAAGCUGCGGGGGCUCUACAUCAUGGGAGGCAACACUGAAUCACGAGGGAACACCACAGUGUGCGGGGAGUUUAACUUCACAGCUGAUCCGGAAGCGGCGUACAUCGUGCUGAACGAUUACCAGUGUCCAACCUACUUGGCAUGUUGGGAGUUCACGUGCUACAGCAAGCUGUCCUGGGAGUUCUGUGACGCCUGGCUGGCGCAGCCCACACACAAAGCUCGCUUCAUGGCACGCAUCUUCCGCCACAGCAUGGAGGCGUCACUCAGCGAGCACGUCCAGAAGGAGCUCGUGGGCGGCAGCGGAUUUGUUUCCUGUGACUCGUACGCCGCGGCCGCCGCCGUAGAUGACGCGUUAGUCACCGAGACCGACUGUUACCCGGUCAGCGUGGAGCUGACGGGCACGCACACGCGAGGCAUGAUGGUGGUGGACAAGGUGGGAUUGCUCAAGAAGACUCACAAGGCUCUUAUCAUGAAGAAGGUGGACAUGGAGAGGUUUAAGGAGAUGAUGAUGGCCGCCUUGAAAUAGUUCUUAAUGCUUGAAGAAUAGGCGAUUCCACCCGUCACACUGAACUAGGUUAAUGUUUUUCUUCACAUGAAUAAAAUGAGUAUACUGGCUCUUUUUUGAGAGGA
Molecule: messenger RNA, 1414 nt
Organism: Syngnathus typhle (broad-nosed pipefish)
Lineage: Eukaryota; Metazoa; Chordata; Actinopteri; Syngnathiformes; Syngnathidae
Exons: 7
Coding region: 210-1310 (366 amino acids)
Molecular function (GO): hydrolase activity, hydrolyzing N-glycosyl compounds
Source: RefSeq, a predicted model, not a curated record